Boleophthalmus pectinirostris (great blue-spotted mudskipper) is the source of this 1035-nucleotide messenger RNA. RefSeq names its product spondin 2b, extracellular matrix protein (gene spon2b). The coding region runs from base 4 to 1002 and encodes 332 amino acids. NCBI's taxonomy places the organism in Eukaryota, Metazoa, Chordata, Actinopteri, Gobiiformes, Gobiidae. The record is from RefSeq and is a predicted model, not a curated record. The transcript has 5 exons. Gene Ontology annotation, biological process: cell adhesion. Gene Ontology annotation, cellular component: extracellular matrix.
AUUAUGGAUCCUAUCAUUUACUCUGUUUAUCGCCUCAUCCUGAUGGUGGCAACGCUGGGCCAUGGAAUUCUGCCCAUGCCCGUCCCCACUGACAUACCCAUGUGCACAGCUUCAGAGCCAGCCCAGUACAAUCUCACCUUUACUGGGAAGUGGAGCCAAUCAGCUUUCCCCAAGCAAUAUCCUGUGUACCGCCCCCCUGCACAGUGGUCUAACCUGGUUGGGGUAACCCACAGCUCUGACUUCCACAUGUGGCAGCGUAAUGACUUUGCCAGCAACGGAGUGAGGGAGUUCAGUGAGAAGGGAGAGGCCUGGACCCUCAUGAAGGAAGUGGAAGAGGCGGGAGAACGCAUCCAAAGUGUUUACGGCAUCCUCUCUGCGCCGGCUGUUGUGGGAGGAACUGGCCACAUGAGCACUGAGUUUGAGGUGGUGGCCAGGCACUCCUAUCUGUCCUUUAUUGUGCGCAUAGUUCCGAGUCCAGACUGGUUUGUGGGUGCAGAUAGCAUAAGCCUGUGUGAUGGUGACCAGUGGAAGGACAAUGUGUCUCUGGAGCUUUACCCCUAUGAUGCUGGGACUGAUAGUGGCUUUACCUUCUCUUCCCCCAAUUUUGAAACCAUUCCACAGGAUAAAAUCACAGAGAUUACAUCUUCUUUUCCAAACCACCCCGCCAACUCAUUUUACUAUCCCCGACUACGGCACCUGCCACCUAUUGCCAAAAUCACAUUAACUAAAAUAAAGAAAAGCAAUCAGAUCAUCAAUCUGCCAAUGGAGCCCACCCAGUCCAACCAACUUCCAACUGGAAAUGAAAUUGAAGAGAAACUUAUAAAUACUCCAUUGGACUGCGAGGUGUCAGUGUGGUCUCCCUGGGGCUUGUGUAAAGGCAAGUGUGGAGAAUCAGGUGUGCGACACCGCACUCGCUACGUCCUUAUGCACCCAGCCAACAAUGGAGCAGCCUGCCCUCUGCUGGAAGAGGAGAGAAAAUGUUCCCCAGAUAACUGCUUAUGACUAAGCCAGGAAAAGGGGGAAAGUAAGGAGAGG